Frankliniella occidentalis (western flower thrips) is the source of this 988-nucleotide messenger RNA. RefSeq lists its product as uncharacterized. The transcript is spliced from 5 exons. The record is from RefSeq and is a predicted model, not a curated record. Gene Ontology annotation, molecular function: sequence-specific DNA binding. Lineage: Eukaryota; Metazoa; Arthropoda; Insecta; Thysanoptera; Thripidae. The coding region runs from base 52 to 891 and encodes 279 amino acids.
CAGGGAUAGACAGUGAUCGGACGUGUGCGUGUCUCCUGUGCCGGUUUAACAAUGAGCGCCUGCUGUUUAAAAUUGUGUGUGAAAUCGGCCAAAGAAAGGAGGAGAAUCCAUAGGUUUCCUAAAGAUGAGCAAAGGAGAAAGGAGUGGGAAAAAUGGGUGUCUACUGUAAAUCAAUCACCCUUUUCUUCAAAACCAAGUUCACGGUUGUGUAACAAGCACUUUUUGAAAGAGUGUUACCAGGAAAAUGGUCUACUUAAACCAGAUGCAGUCCCAACCUUGAUCCCUGAAUGUGAUCUGUCAAAUUUGUUUCGGAUGGGUUUCCUGCCAAGUACCAGCUCUGUUUCUUUAUCUGUGCUCGUCGGUAACAACCUUGUUAGCAACCCCGAGGGGCAGACUUCUUCACAGGCGUGUCACGCCACACAACGCGACGAGACUUGGUCGAAUUCUGCUACUACAGUAUGUGUUGAUAAGUCAUCAAACCCGCUCUUGGGCCCUGUGCCAACCAGUUGCAUCACAGAGAACCCCCAAGUACCUUUGGAUUUGUCAACGAGAAGUGUUAAUGAACACAACACACCCAGAUCAGGGCCUAAAGCCAGCAGUACUCUCAAAACACCGGCCGAACGAGUACCAAACAAGCGUAAACGGUACCCCGGAGACAUAACUCCAGGCGAUUUCAGCACACCCAAGAGGGCCAAGAGGGCCAGGCACUGUGUGGAAUUUCUAAAAGACGACAGAGAACGGUUAAAUAGGAAAAUUAGGCGUGUUAGGGAGAGCUGUCGAAGAAAACAGACAAAAGCAAAACAAUCACUGACUUGUGUUGCUGUGGUGGCUGGUGUUGGCACGGCUCAGAGGCCUGGGUGCUCCCCAUACUUCCUCCAUGGAGGGAGCUAGCGCGGAGCGCUAGCGCACCUCCGUAUAGAAACAAAUACAUGUGGCCUCCUCUACAAGAAUGAUGUCGAAAUUUGGCAUUAAAUGUGUAGCCGACCAA